AUGACAUACGAGGGAGUGUUCUAUCAAGAGGAACAUGAUGACGUGGUCCGAAACAACGAGGAUGAUGACUUGGGUUAUGUUGACCUGGACCCAAACGACGACGACGCACGGAUUGAUGGUUUGCUAAUCAUGGGCAAGUCCAGCGGCUCCAGUUUCCUCAGAGGGAGGAGGAGGGAGGAGGGUGGAGGGGAUGUUGAUCCCGAGUUGUGGGGUGACUUGCCACCGGGUGCUCCGCAGGGGUGGCUGCGUGGUAAUGCCGGACUACCUACACCACCUUCUAUCGAGGAGCACAAGUGGCUCAUUGAACCUGUGGGGACAGAAAACUGGAUCCUUCGCGGAAAGGGCCGUAAACCGAACGGCCUUAUCACUGUCCUGUUGAAGGAGUUUUGGCCUGGCCUAUUCUGCCCGCGGCCAGACAGGGACCCGCAGCUGCGGGUUUUGGCCACGAGCUGGGCCCACUACGAGGCUUGCAGCAACGCGGAGUACGGGACGGCCGCUAAGGCCGUGAUCACCAAAUUUUGGCAACUCUAUAGAGUUCUUGACGAGCACAAGGCCAGAGCCGACGUGGUCUUGCUUGCGGCUGCGAAGAAGAAAGCUCGUCAGUUGCAGUACGAGGUGCGCUGGGUUGCCGUCUCGCAGUACUACCACAUCUACCUGCAACAAAAGAUGACCAAAACUCAAGCGCAGAGGCAACGACUUACCUUGAACAGGGAGCAGUUCAUGAUGGUAACUAUUACUAACUUAUCAUUGUUUCAAGCAGUCAACUAUAUGUUUCGUGCUCACAUGUCAUGCUUCCAAAAUUUGCAUAGGUUGUUCCUCGUUGGUGCUAUGGAAGGCAUGACGGAUGGGCGAGUUUGGUGGAUAGGUGGCUCGGCGACGAUGCAGAGUUUGCUGCCAAGAGCAUCAAGGCCCGGGCUAACCGUGGAAAAGACGGGACACACGGCCAAGGAAACAGGAACCACUGGGGCUUCAAGGCCAUGAAGGAGGACAAGUUGAAGAGGCCGCUCUCAGACAU
Triticum urartu is the source of this 1015-nucleotide messenger RNA. NCBI's taxonomy places the organism in Eukaryota, Viridiplantae, Streptophyta, Magnoliopsida, Poales, Poaceae. The record is from RefSeq and is a predicted model, not a curated record.